AUGACCGACGAGGAAAUGGAUAUUAUAUGCCGUCCAUUAACAACGGCGGUGAGGAAAGCGUCCAUUAAGCGGUGGACCCGUGUGUUUCUGUUUCUUGUGAUGGUGGUAGCUAUUGGAUAUACUGUGAGUCAGACGGAAGCAUUUCAAUGGCACGCAGCGGCGAUAGCUCGGAUGACUUUAAUACGGCUGCUCCCGAUUUGGGAUUGGACUCCGCUAUACUACAAUAAGUGCCUCAUUGAAAGAUCGCAGCCCCAUAGCAUGGACAACGAUUUCGUCUCACCAGCGGAUUGUAUUUCCUGUGAAUCUAUCAAAAAAAUCGCACGCGUCUCCGACUCCAGCUACAACGAAGUCUUCAACCACCAUCUGCUGCGCGGCGCCCCGGUAAUCGUGACGGACGCCUACCACGACUGGUCGAUAACGCGCUCCGAGCUGAACCUGACCAGCUUCAUAGGCGACGACGACCGCCUCCGUGACUCCGUGCCGUGCAGGGUCCUCACCAACAUCCGGCUCGGCCGCCAGCCGAUGGACCUCGAGGAGAUCGUCUCCCGCAUAACCAACACCAACAUACCGAGCUGGUUCGUUCACUUCCAGAACUGCGACAUACGAGCGGUGAAGUCCUUCAGGCUGCUCGCGCCGCGCCCCUACUUCCUGUCCCCCCACAUACCCCCCUCGCACUUCAACUGGCUGCUGCUGUCGAAGAACUACGACACGCACAGGUUUAAGGCCCUCGAGCUGGACGUAGGCCUGAUCGUAAUGUCGCAAUUGAAGGGAAGGAAUAUCGUUCGGCUGAAGCCGAGAGCGCCCUGCGAGGAGAUCUGCUACAACUUGAGUGUAGAGCUCGUAGAAGGCGAGACUCUAGUGCUGGCCAACUCUUUAUGGGAGUUGGAGUACUUGCCAGGUCGCGGGGAGAACGUGGCGAUAGUCACAGAGACAGACUGGAUCGAGUCA
Messenger RNA from Iphiclides podalirius (scarce swallowtail), 948 nucleotides. The record is from the annotation of a GenBank genome assembly. Lineage: Eukaryota; Metazoa; Arthropoda; Insecta; Lepidoptera; Papilionidae.